CGCAUCAUUCCCAUUUGAAGACUUGAAGCAAAGAAAGGAAAAGUUGGGUUUUUUCAAAAGACAUGGCCAUCAAGAUUCUUGUUCUUGGUCAUGGCCGCCCGUCUGCUUGUUUGGUUGGUCAUCGAUUUUGACAACUAGGCAACGGCAGGCCAUCUAUAUAAACCCGCUGCCACUCCUCAUUAUUAUUCCUUCAACCUCUCGACAAACACAAUCACAGCCAUGGCUAUUGGAACUUUGGAGGUGAAAUUGGUAAACGCAAAAGGACUUCGAGGCACAGAUUUUCUGGGUGGAAUUGACCCCUAUGUUCUGAUUCAGUAUAAAGGCCAAGAACGCAAGAGCAGUGUUGCCAGAAAUGAAGGAGGAGGUCCAGUAUGGAAUGAGAAAUUUACUUUCAGAGCAGAGUACCCCGGAAGCGGCGACGACUUCAAGAUCAUCCUCAAGAUCAUGGACCAUGACACCUUCUCCGCUGAUGAUUUUAUUGGCCAAACCUCGAUAUAUGUCGAAGAUUUAUUAGCUCUUGGAGUCGAAAAUGGCGUGUCUGAGUUACGACCUCAAAAGUAUAGCGUAGUGGGAGACAAUCUCAACUACUCCGGAGAAAUUCAAGUUGGAGUGACCUUCACUCAGAAGGAAACUGAAUAUGAUGGAGAAGAAGUGGGAGGAUGGAAGCAAAGUGAAUACUAAGAUGGCUUCUUUAGCUUCACUGAUGAAUGUAUGGACAGUUUUUCUUUAAAUCUGCCCCCCAUUUGAAGCCUGUAAGGGGGGAUUUUUUUCUGUGCUUCUGUAUCUUCAUAUUUCAAAUGUAUAAUUCUGCUUAUAGAUUGAACCUACACAAUUAUGGUCUUUUAUAGAGCUGGUUUUCUUGGGAAUGUGUUA
Benincasa hispida (wax gourd) is the source of this 873-nucleotide messenger RNA. Its product is annotated as Calcium-dependent lipid-binding (CaLB domain) family protein. The record is from RefSeq and is a predicted model, not a curated record. Lineage: Eukaryota; Viridiplantae; Streptophyta; Magnoliopsida; Cucurbitales; Cucurbitaceae.